GCCGUCACCUACGAGACGUGCUGGGGCUACUACGACGUGAGCGGCCAGUACGACAAGGAGUUCGAGUGCAACAACAGCGAGAGCGGCUACCUGUACUGCUGCGGCACCUGCUACUACCGCUUCUGCUGCAAGAAGCGCCAUGAGAAGCUGGACCAGCGCCAGUGCAACAACUACCAGAGCCCCGUGUGGGUGCAGACGCCCAGCACCAAGGUGGUGUCGCCGGGGCCCGAGAACAAGUACGACCCCGAGAAGGACAAGACCAACUUCACCGUCUACAUCACCUGCGGGGUGAUCGCCUUCGUCAUCGUGGCCGGCGUCUUCGCCAAGGUCUCCUAUGAUAAGGCCCACCGCCCUCCGCGGGAGAUGAACAUCCACAGGGCUCUGGCUGACAUCUUGAGACAACAGGGACCAAUCCCCAUAGCACACUGUGAAAGAGAAACGAUCUCGGCCAUCGAUACCUCCCCCAAGGAGAGCACACCGGUCAGAUCGUCCUCCAAAAACCACUACACCCCCGUGCGCACAGCCAAGCCGCCUCCAGGACAUUAUGGGAAGGAUGCUUACCGAAGUGGAGGAGCUGAUCUCCAUAACUUCAUCUCAUCCGGAUUUGUCACAUUAGGAAGAGGACACACGAAGGGUGAUCAUCAGUAUAACCAUCCGAUUUUAAGCAGUGCUACCCAGACCCCUGCACAUGAGAAGCCACGAAUGAACAACAUCCUGACAUCAGCCACUGAGCCCUACGACCUCUCCUUCUCCCGCUCCUUCCAGAACUUGGCUCACCUGCCCCCAUCCUACGAGUCCGCAAUGAAGAGCCACCCCAGCAAGUACUCUUCCCUGAAGAGGCUAACCGACAAAGAGGCUGAUGAGUAUUACAUGAGGAGGCGGCACCUGCCCGACCUGGCGGCCCGCGGCACCCUCCCCGUCAACGUCAUCCAGAUGUCCCAGCAGAAGCCCUCCCCGGAGCGGCGCCUGCCCGACGAGUUCCGCAUGCCCUAUGAUCGCAUCCUGUCGGACGAGCAGCUGCUGUCCACGGAGCGCCUGCACUCCCAGGACCCUCUGCUGUCCCCCGAGCGGACGGCCUUCCCCGAGCAGUCCCUGGCCAGGGCCAUCUCGCACACGGACGUGUUCGUGUCCACGCCCAUGCUGGACCGCUACCGCAUGACCAAGAUGCACUCCCAUCCCAGUGCCUCCAGUAACUCCUACGCCACGCUGGGCCAGAGCCAGACGGCGGCCAAGCGCCAGGCCUUCGCCUCGCGCAGACACAACACGGUGGAGCAGCUGCACUACAUCCCCGGCCACCACACCUGCUACAGCGCCAGCAAGACCGAAGUGACCGUGUGACCCCCUGGACAGGCCCGGCGACUGGCGGAGCAGGGCGGGCAGGAGGGGCCUGGGGCGGCGCUUCUAGCCCCCUGGGCUCCCGUCCCUUGUUCCUUCUGCAGGAGGUGGGGGUGGGCUAUCUUCACCCGAAAGCCAUACUCCCCGGCACAGCAUGUGGCCUGGCACAGCUGCACAGACCUGGGAUCAGGGCAGUCACUCCCUCUCCCAGGAGAGUCCGGGGGGUGAGGAGCGGGACUAAGCCCAGUCACACCCCCACCCCAACCCCAGCAAUCCUUCCAGUUCCACGUCCUCUCUCCCUUCCUGGGGCUCAGCUGCAGGCCUGUCAGCCAGGAGGCCCUGGCCUGACCCCGGCGGAAGCUGCCUGGGUUUGAACUGGCCAGCGGGUGCAAUCAGUGGCUGACCGAAUAGGCUACUCGGUCUCAUUCAUUUACCUAGAACCGCACCACAGGAAUCUUCUAGUGCCUAAAACUGCCUGCGCGCUCCGGAGCCAGGGAGCUGCUGUGUCCAUAAGCACAAUCCGAUCUCCUCGGCCUGCUGGACUCGGACCCACUGAGUGGCCCUUCCUUUGCUGAGCCCCUGAGGCCCCACCCUGAACCCUGCCCCUCCCCCAAGCCCUGGAUGAGGGACUCCCCCAAGUCCCUUUCUUCUGCUGCCUCCCCACUGUUGGGAAGCCUGCCCAGUUCCAGCUGCCUGCCCCACCCACAGGGUCAGUCAUCCUCUUCUGGGGGGACUUUGCCCCUCCCCUAGCCCCAGAUGUUUCACCCUGAAUUCCCCAGGGCAUUGCUCCAGCCCCCUCAGAAGAGGGUAUCUAGGAGGUGCAGGGACUGUUGGGACACUCUCCCUAGCAACCCGAUUAUCUCCACACUUCCUCCAGGCCUCUAGGUCUGAACUAUGACCCACCACUCAGGCCUGCCUUCCCCUCCCCUACACUGCCCCCUGGAGGCUUCUGCCAUGGCCAGACAGCUGCAGGUGGGGAGGCCACUGUGACGCCCAAGGUCUCAGGGGCUGCUGUUCCCAUCAUCCAGGGGUCCCCCUGUCUCCCAGCACGCAGGUCAGACAGGAUGGAGACAGCGGCUUCUGAAGAGGGGCAGCCCCGCACCCCCUCCCCGUCAAGGAGGGCGUGCGUAGUAGUCCUGGACCUCAUCCACUCCUCCGUCCCCAUAACUGCCCACCUUCUGACCCCAUCUUGGUGUGGAAUUUGCUCUCUGCCUGUUUCCAGCCCCCACCUCCUGCAGCUCCAUCAUUCUCUCCUGGCUGCUGCUUCUUCAGACCAGUGCCUCCUCUGGGUCAAAGGGACAGAGGCUCAGUAGCAAAUGCAAAUAAUGGUACUCCAGGGAUUGGUCUGGGGCUAACUGGGCAGCACCCCAGUCUCUCCCCUGCAGGGGACACAGGCCCCAGGCAAAUCGACUCCCUCAGCUCUGUUGGGGGGCCAGCUCCUGCCGGCCUAUCUCAGCCCCUUCCUUGCCUCCAGAUGGGGCAGGGCAGGAUGUGACCGCCUCCUGGAGACUGGACGGUGAGCUAAGCAGCAUCCACUCCCUCAAGACCAGAGCCAGUGGGGAGAGAAGGGGCUCCCCCAUUCUCAGGGCCAGGGCACCUCCCUGGGCUGGGGCUGGGGCUGGAGAAAUCAGCUCCAAACUAUUGGGAGAAGGUCUGAUACUAAAAACGUGACUCUCCACAGUCAGACUCCGGAAACAAUGACCUUGAACUGGGAUUCUAGAUUCCCCCAGUUCUGCAUGUAAUAUGUACGGCCCUUAAAAAGGGAGGCGGGGAUGGGGCAGGAGAGCUCCCCAGUGUCAGCCCUGGGAUUUUCUAGUCUAACCCAGUCCACAACCACAGAGAAAUCAAUUGACUGAUUCCUCUGACUUAUUUCAAGAAUUCCAAAGCUCUUGUCUCCUCCCAAGGCUCCCAUAAUCACAUAAUCAUGAGGGUAUUAGGGCUCAGGGUGGUGAACACAGCCCUCAGCUCCCCCACUGGGGUAGUGUCCUGUGAGGCUGUGAGGACAGGGAUAGCUCUGCUUUCCUCCCCUACAAACACAUAAACCUUCCCAAGGGCUGGCCCCUGGGUUUAUGAGAGUUUGUUCCAGAGGGGAGGCUAAGAGGAUUAGGCUGGAGGAAAUCACCCUAAAUAGAGCAAUUGGCCCAUCCCAGAAACAAAGGAGUGUCUCUCACAGCUGGUCCCUAAACCCACUGCCCUCUAAUCCAGCCCCGGGCCAGUCCCUGGAAGGCUGCCUGUUGGUGCAGAGGGGAAAGGAUAUGGGUGGGUGAGAAAGGCCUCCCCAUGUGUCUAUACACACUACUCUCCAAACCAGAAACCUGAUCUCAUCUCUCUCAUCCUGUGAGACGCAUCUUGGCACCAGUUCCCCAGGCCUCAGGAUGACAUUUCUCCUAGGCCCUGUCUUUCUGUCUCAGGGGUUGUUUGAAAGAUUGAUUCCAAAAUGUCUCUCAUCCCAGCCUUACCGUUAUCCAGUGUAAAACCUCUGGGGUGAGUCAGAUCAGAAAAUCCUACCUGAGCCCCAACUUCUUUUCAAUGAUUCUUCUGCUUCACGCUGGGGUCCGGGAGGAAAGGAGGGAAGAGAAAGAGAGAAGUCCACAGAUUUACUUCAAUUCAGUCCAUAAAAUGACAUCUUAAUUAGAACACACAAGUGUCUCACUCAUUUGGUUGGUCCAUCCAAGUUUGCAGAACAAGCAAAGCCACAUUACUAGACAAGUUCAGGCAGCAGAUAAGCAAGGGUUCUGGGAUUAGAACCCAGAUGUCACGACUUCUGCCCCACCAGGCCCUGCCCCACAAUGAAAGUCCCCCUCCCCUAGCAAGGGAAGCCCAGAGUCCAGAAUGUUCCUCUGCUUGCUUUGUUCUUUGUGCGAGUCUCCAUUGAUCUGAUUGGAAUGGACUGGGAUCUGCCAGGUUCUCUCCUGCCCUGAACAUUCUUGCUGGUUCCUUGGCCUUCGAUAACAGCGAAGCUCCCACAAUCCCCCAUGCCUUCCCACUUUCCCCGUCUUGCUCCUCCAGUUAACUCUUGACUCCCUGAGUUCCUAAGUCACAGAGGCUUUCCCAAGAAUUCUGUUAACCCCCUCACUUGGCUCCCCAGUCUCUUGGGUGAUGGGUUUGCCUUCUAGAAAGUUCCAAAUCUUUUCAUUCAAAUUUCUCCUUUUUUCCACUCUCCCACUCCAAAACUCUUUCAUACACUCAGUCUUUUAUGCUAGUUAAGUCUUUCCUUCCUCUCAUCUCCCUGGCCUUGCCCUCUUCCUUAACUUACCUUUCUUCAUCCCUAAUUUCUUUUCCUUGGUCUUGCUAUACUUUCUAGUUGUAACACCUACAGCUCUCAGUGAAAACAUUUAAAGAAUGAGACAUUCAGAUCUUUUUGCCUCGUUGGUUUAUCCUUCCCCUCCUGCCCCUGGGAGGUGAUGCCCCAGGGCAUGUAGCCAAGGGCUCCUACCCUGGUCUUCUGGAGGGAAGCCAGAGAAGCUGCCCUGGCAGAGGUAUCUCUGCCAGGCCCACCCCCUAAGCCGCUGUCCCAGCCUGCCCUAGCCCAGAGGUUCCUACUCUGGCCAAAGUUCAUAUCCUUGAGGGCUUUUGGCCACUGUUCCACCUCACACCUGUCCUGCUUGUGUGUCACAGAUCUCCCUGUCCCAAAAUUCUGGAUGGCCUCAUGACUCCCCAAGUGUGGGGAAAUAUCCAUUCCAACAACCCUGCCACCAAAAGAUCCAUUUCUUCAGAGAUACCUUGUCUGCCACCAGCCAUCCAUCCUCCGACUCCAUCCACAGGCAACUGUGAACUUGACCCCAGGUAUUCUGAAAGGGCUGCUGGGCCCUAGAAGGCACGGCUUUGGGAAGCGUUGACAUGUUACCUCCCGCAUACAUUCAUCCACCAUCUUCCCUAAACCUGGGAAACUUUGCUCUGAAGUAUAUUCAAGGAAGCUUGUUGUGUUUUAAUGAAGUAUUUUUCAGGGUUCAGAUGCUAUUUUUUAUAAAUGCAGCAUUUUAAUGACAGAGUCAGUAUGAAAGAUAUGUCUUCCUGAGCUCUAUAUUUGAUUUCGGAAGGAAGCAUACUACAGGAGGAAAAAGCUCGGGGCCGAGUCUCUUGGAUACACUUCUGCCCUGGCUUUGUCUCCAUCUUGCCGUGUGACUGAGGACAAGCCCUAUUCUUGCUCAGUGCCUCAGUUUCCUGUAAAAUGAGGGGCUUUGACUAGAUGAACUCUGAAGUUUCAUCCAGCUCUUACAUGUUAGGGCUUUCAUUAACCUUCUUUCUUCACCUUCCUCCCCCAUCCCAACUGAGCUGCAUGGUUCCCAUUAAGGCUGCCCCACGGUGACAACCUUAGAUGCCCUAGACAGCCACCAGACUCCUCACCGGAACCUGGGUGGGCCCAGGGUCUUGGCCACCUAGGGAUGCUCUCAUAUCUGAAGGUGUAAGGGCCUACCCAUUCAAUAGGUUACCCACCGUGUGUCAUGGAAGUCCUCACAUAUAGACACGCCUAAGUCAUCUAUGGUAUCUGUGUCAUUGGGAAAUUCUGAAUUUGAAAUUUUCACUUUGAUGUGGUCCUUAAAGCUGGAGGGAGGGAGUUCUGAUUUCAAAGAGAGGAUGGGCUAGAAGAGAAAGGUCCAGAGGUUGGCCUACAAGGGCAUGAUGUUUGUAUUUGAGAUCAGUGGGGACUGCAUUCCAAGCCACAGAGGAGCGUUCACGGCGGAGGCUCUGUGUGGCAAUGGAUGUCAUAUCCCCCUCCAGAACCUGGGUCCUGAAGACUGAGUCUGGACACUGGGCUUCGUUCCAGCUGGAGGAAGGGAAGCAUCACCUCUGGGCUGCUAGGAGUUGGGCAUCCUAGUACCUCACUAGCCCCUCCGUGGGACACCAUUGUCCUCCCGGUGAAAGCUUGUGAAGCAAGAUUGAGAGUCCAAGUCAGUAUCAUCAAACCCAUCUUGUAAAUCAGCAAACGCACCAACCUUCAUCCAUCAGAGAAAUGACGUUACAUGUUCCCUUCAUGUCCUUCCUGAGGGAGAGGGAGAACCCUGCUCAACUCUGCUGCCCGCUCCGCUGGGACCCUCGAGUGCCACUCCAUGGGAGGACUCAUUCAUGUGCUUCAUAGUGGCAAAUAUUCCUCUAGUUCUGUAACUCAACUAGACAUUUUGUAGUAAAGAAUUCUUGAAAUUCUCUAAUAAAAAGCAAUUCUUACUGUAAUAUUUUUAGUUUGGGGACACAAUUUCCUAAGGGGGGAUUAAUGAACAUUUUUACGCAUUACCCCAAUUUAUGGAUUCCGUGUUUAUUAUAUGGUAGCACUGAUGGAAGUACCUUUCUGUCUGUACCUUGCAGUUUCUUCAUCCCCAUCAGCAAGCUUCGUGAUGAGCAGUGCUCUCGUCACUGCUGCUCUGUACAAAUCUCAUCGUCCUACUUACCUGUCAAAGCACAUUCUAUAUGUACUGUAAACAGAUAUCACUUUAGUAAGAUUUAGUCAAGGAUUUUUCCACUUUUGUCAGUAACAUAUAUUUAUGGAUUAAAAAAAUAAAGCUGUUUCAACAUAA
Myotis brandtii (Brandt's bat) is the source of this 6848-nucleotide messenger RNA. RefSeq names its product shisa family member 6 (gene SHISA6). The annotation marks the transcript as partial. Gene Ontology annotation, biological process: regulation of short-term neuronal synaptic plasticity; regulation of AMPA receptor activity. Gene Ontology annotation, cellular component: postsynaptic membrane; postsynaptic density; AMPA glutamate receptor complex. The transcript is spliced from 6 exons. Lineage: Eukaryota; Metazoa; Chordata; Mammalia; Chiroptera; Vespertilionidae. The record is from RefSeq and is a predicted model, not a curated record.